CUAAGAUACUGUGUGAAAAAUAUUUUAAAUAAAAUAAAAAAAUUAUGAAAAAAAAAAAAAAUAAAAAGAAUAUCAUGUUCCAGGACACAUUGUUAAUUAUUAAACCUGAUUAUUUGGCAAAACGUAAAGCUCUUCUAUUACAUUUGUUGCAACAAGGAUUCUUUAUAAAGGGUCAACGUAAAAUAUGCUUCUCGCCGGAAUUGGCUGCUGAAUUUUAUCAAGAUCUGGCUGAAGAUCGCGGUUUUAUGAUUCAAGUGAUCUUAUUGUCGAAAGGAAAUUCGGAAGCUUUUAUUUUAGCUAAAGAAUGUGCGGUAGAGGAUUUAAUCAAUGAUAUGGUGUGUUAUUUUAAUACUUCAACAGAAAUGGAACAAAAUAUCCAUGUUACCAAAUGUCUUGCCAACGUUCGAAGAGAAAUUAGUUAUAUUUUUCCCAAUUACAUUCACGAACCCAUUUACUGUCCAGAACAAAUUAAAUUCUGUGAUAACAAUCCUCUUGUUGAGUCUACAAUAAAUACACUAUAUGAUAUUGUAACUAAUUCCGCAAAAGAUCCACACAAAAGUUGGAAAGAGAAAUUAGCGGAAUCUUUAAUUUCGACAAAUACAACUUUACCACACAUUUCCAAUCAAUGUUGUCACAAUUUAAAUCUAAAUGCACAAGAUACUGCUCAACAAACUAAAAUCACUUGCUUUAAACAUGAAAAGGUAGAGAGAAAAGGGUCUCUGUCAUCCGAUUUAGACAUUAGUAGAGAUUGUAGCUCACUUAAUGUUACGACAAGUUCUUGUGUGUCCUGUUCGGCAUUUGAUAGUGAUGCUGAUUGUAUACAACAGACUUUUGAACAGCCAUUUACAGCAAUAAUUAAAGCUCGAACAGCGUCUUUGAAGGUGCAAGAAUCGUCUAGCAGUUCUACAUUAAAAUCGGAACAAGAAGGUGCUUUAGAAGAUUGGAUAACAGAAGAACAUACAGUUGGUGUAGUUGUUAAUGAAAUAGAAGAAGAUAAAAUUGUAGAUGAAGAUUUUAAGGAUGGAGCUGACAAAGAUAAUUUUGUAGCAUUAGAUGUUCCAACAACUGAACAUAUGGAGGCUAAUGAAAUGCCUGAAAUGGAAUCACUUCAAUCAACCAAACCAGAAGAAAAUGCAAUUCAUGUUGCAGAUGAAGAUACAAAUCAACAGGCUGAAGAAGACAACUUACAAUCGCCUAAGGAAAACGCAGUUUCUACUGUAGACGACGAGCAAUCCGGUGGAGAAUUCUCAGCACCAAUAAAGGAAAAUGAUCAUGAUGCUGCAGAAGAUGUUAUUCCAACAAUAUGAUAGAUUUAAUCAAUAUAUAUAUACUAUAUUUAGGAAAUUUUCUGUUUUCAUAAAAAUUAACAAUAUAACCAUACA
Messenger RNA from Lucilia sericata (common green bottle fly), 1382 nucleotides. RefSeq lists its product as uncharacterized. Bases 45 to 1307 code for a protein of 420 amino acids. Lineage: Eukaryota; Metazoa; Arthropoda; Insecta; Diptera; Calliphoridae. Gene Ontology annotation, biological process: negative regulation of oxidative stress-induced intrinsic apoptotic signaling pathway. The transcript has 3 exons. The record is from RefSeq and is a predicted model, not a curated record.